This is a messenger RNA of Oncorhynchus tshawytscha (Chinook salmon), 2735 nucleotides long. RefSeq names its product zinc finger protein 501-like. Lineage: Eukaryota; Metazoa; Chordata; Actinopteri; Salmoniformes; Salmonidae. The transcript is spliced from 2 exons. The coding region runs from base 196 to 1626 and encodes 476 amino acids. Gene Ontology annotation, biological process: regulation of transcription by RNA polymerase II. The record is from RefSeq and is a predicted model, not a curated record. Gene Ontology annotation, molecular function: DNA-binding transcription factor activity; RNA polymerase II cis-regulatory region sequence-specific DNA binding.
UAGCUCGCUAGACAACAAAGUCGGAACAUUCAAGAUCUUUAGACAAUUUCGUGGUUUAAUUUGCUUCUAUGUUUUAAACAUACUUCUGUGUGAAAGAACUAGUUAUCCCAUUUAAUUUCGUAUUGACGUUGUUGCUGUUAGCUGUCUGGUUAAGUUAACACUAGUCUAGUUGCUAAUGAGCUAACAUCCCCGACCAUGAGUUUACUAAGCUACACUGAGAAUUGCUUGACGGAGAAAGGAAAUCUCAUGGAAGAGGAGACUGUUACCGUCAAGAAAGAAGUAGAAGGUGAGGCUGUUACAGUGAAAGAAGAAGGGGAAGAGGCUUUCAGCGUGAAAGAGGAGGAGGAUGAUACAGUGAAGGAAGAGGAAGAUAGAGUUUUUGUAAUGAAGGAGGAGGAUGGGGAGAUGACUGUCACAGUGAAAGAGGAGGAAGACGUUUUUGGAGUGAAGGAGGAAGAGGGGGAGAUUACUGUCACAUUGGAGGAGGACGAAGAACAGAAGACUGGAGAACUGAUUAACACCAGUAAGUACAGAAAGAGACCAGCCUCUCACUCUGACAGACGGAAGAGUCCUUCAGGGGAACCAGACCCAGAGACGCCCAAACCAGCGAGACGACAUCACUGCUCCCUGUGUAAUAUGAGUUUUAAGUGGUCAUGGAAGCUGAAAGAGCAUAAAAUGACACACGUAGGAGAAAAGCCAUUCCAAUGCUCCCAGUGUGGAAAGAGUUUUACUUUGUUAGGGAGCCUGAACAAACAUAAGAGAAUACACACAGGAGAAAAGCCUUAUCACUGCUCCCAAUGUGGAAAUAGUUUUAUGUGGUUAGGGAGCCUGAACAAACAUAAGCGAAUACACUCGGGAGAGAAGCCUUUCCCCUGUUCCCAUUGUGGAAAGAAUUUUAGGUUGUUAGAUACCCUGAAGGAGCACAAGAGGACACACACAGGGGAAAAACCUUACCAUUGCUCCCAGUGUGGAAAUAGUUUUUCCCAAUUAGGGAACCUAAACAAACACAAAAAAAUACACUCUGGAGAGAAGCCUUUCCCCUGUUCCCAUUGUGGAAAGAAUUUUAGGUUGUUAGAUAAUCUGAAAGAGCAUGAGAGAACACACACAGGGGAGAAACCUUACCAAUGCUCCCAGUGUGGAAAGGAUUUUACCCAGUUAGGGAACCUAAAAAAGCAUGAGAUAAUCCACUCUAGAGAUAAGCCUUACCACUGCUCCCAUUGUGAAAAGAGAUUUACCCAGUUAGGGAGCCUGAACAAACAUAAGAGAAUACACUCUGGAGAGAAGCCUUACCCCUGUUCCCAUUGUGGAAAGAAUUUUAGGUUGUUAGAUAAUCUGAAGGAGCAUGAGAGGACACACACAGGGGAGAAACCUUACCAUUGCGCCCAGUGUGGAAAGGAUUUUACCAAGUUAGGGAACCUAAAAGAGCAUGAGAGGACACACACAGGGGAGAAGCCUUAUCACUGCUCCCAUUGUGGAAAGAGUUUUAUCCAGCUAGGGAACCUGAAUAAACAUAAGAGAAUACACUCUGGAGAGAAGCCUUACCCAUGUUCCCAGUGCGGAAAGAGUUUUACCCAGUUGGGGAACUUAAACAAACAUAAGAGAAUACACUCUGCAGAGAAGCCUUAACAUUGUUCCAAGUUAGGGAACCUGAAAAGGCAUGACAACAUAAACACAGUUUGGAUAGAGUUUGGGAUAGAGUUUGGAUAGAGUUUAGAGUUUUAGUUCGGGAACCUAAUUGUGGAAAGACAUUUUCCCGGACAGAGAAUCUGAAAUCACAUGAGAGCCAAGACAAGGUGUUCUGACUUAUGUUUUUGACUGUUGUUUUUGAUGCCACAUUAAAUCAUGUUGUUUAUAUCAAAUCUCCCCCCCCAAAAAAUAGUCCUACUUUAGUUUUUUCCUCUUGAGACAUGAUUACAAUUACAAUAAAGUUACAAUUUAAAAUGUAUAUUUUGAUUAUGGAUUUGGAUUGAUUGAAUAGAAAUAUGAACCCUCAGAUGUUAAUGAUAUGAUUUGGAAAGUUGUCAAAUGUAAUUAUUAAAUGGAUGAAUAUAAACAGACCUGUAAGCUGAUACAUUAUAAAAAUAUAAUAAUCCAUUUUGACAUUUUAAAACAGGUUCUCUGGCAGAAAAUGCGUAUCAGCUAAUUACAAUCAGGGAUUUACUAGCAGGCUAAAUUGAAGCGGUUCUCAUCAGAUAACAUGGCACACGUUACAGCCCUAUGCUUGUGUUUGUUACAGGACCAGUACACUGCUGUUUCCUGUGUUGGUUACAGGAGCAGUACGCUGCUGUUUCCUGUGUUGGUUACAGGAGCAGUACACUGCUGUUUCCUGCUUGUGUUGGUUACAGGAGCAGUACACUGCUGUUUCCUGUGUUUGUUACAGGAGCAGUACACUGCUGUUUCCUGCUUGUGUUGGUUACAGGAGCAGUACACUGCUGUUUCCUGUGUUUGUUACAGGAGCAGUACGCUGCUGUUUCCUGUGUUGGUUACAGGACCAGUACACUGCUGUUUCCUGUGUUGGUUACAGGAGCAGUACACUGCUGUUUCCUGUGUUGGUUACAGUAGCAGUACGCUGCUGUUUCCUGUGUUGGUUACAGGACCAGUACACUGCUGUUUCCUGUGUUGGUUACAGGACCAGUACACUGCUGUUUCCUGUGUUGGUUACAGGAGCAGUACGCUGCUGUUUCCUGUGUUGGUUACAGGAGCAGUACACUGCUGUUUCCUGUGUUGGUUACAGG